AUGGCUCAUGUCUCUGAAGGGUCUUUCGAUGCGGACCAGAUUAACCAGAUACGGCUCUCGGUGAGUCGCCCCACGAGCAGCGAGUGGAGUCAGGUGCACCUGCUCCGCGAGCGCUUAGAGCGAGCCAGCCUGCUCGUAGAUCCGGUCAUACGGCGUUGGGCGACUGAUCGAUGUCUACGUCGUUAUCUGAGAGCGCGAAGUCACAACUUAGAUCGCGCUCUUGACAUGAUUCGCCGGUCUAUUCAGUGGCGACUGGAGUACCACCCGGAGCAGCGGUUUUGUCGAGCGUGCAAGGCGAACCCGCGCUCGCACACGUAUCGUCGGGUAGGUCGCACGUUGACGGGACAACCCGUGAUGUUCUCGACCUUUGUCGGCGUCGAGAACUAUGAUCCAGCGGAUAACAUUGAGCACCUCUCCUCUGGAAUUGAGCACGCAGUUGGUGUCAACGCAAGAUGGCCCGAUCUAGACCCUUUCCCCGAAACCUAUGUAUGGGUUUUGGAUUUCGCUGGCUUUCAUGCAAGACACUUGAGUCCCGGAGUUGGGCGAGCGAGUUUGGCACUGUUCAGUGAUCACUAUCCUGAGCGGUUGCAGCUCGCAAUAAUUCAUGAUGCUCCGGCGAUUUUUCGCGGACUUUGGUUCGCAUUGAAACCAUUUAUCGAUCGGCAAACAUGCAAAAAAAUCCUUUUCAUCCGACGAGCACAUGCUGCAAAGUUGUUCGAGAGAAUCUUUCCGCCAGAGCUCUGUGAAUGGCUCGAGAAAGAGCUGCGCGAGGUUCGCGACAAACGUGUCGCCCGUGAGAAGCAGUGGUGGCGUGAAUGGUGUCCUGCCUGGGACGACGACAAGAAACCGCUCUCGGAGCUUUUCCCAGGAGUGGUUAUACCUGAAAAGGGCCCUCUCGAAGGCAACUCGCGUUGCACGCAGUGGAUCCGCAUGGGCGCCGUCGACGAUGCGAUGGAAGUCAGCAAGAAUUCCGAUGAAACAUUCUAUGAUGCAAUGGAAAACGACUUUGGGUCUAGUACGUUCGCGAGGCAUCACGCGGCUUGA
Cyanidioschyzon merolae strain 10D is the source of this 1044-nucleotide messenger RNA. RefSeq lists its product as hypothetical. Lineage: Eukaryota; Rhodophyta; Bangiophyceae; Cyanidiales; Cyanidiaceae. The transcript has a single exon. Bases 1 to 1044 code for a protein of 347 amino acids. The record is from RefSeq and is a predicted model, not a curated record.